AAAUUGAAAAGAAAAGCCCCUUGCGCGCACUGUCCUUAGCUCUGCUGCUUCUCUCUCUCUCACUCUCUCUCUCUCUGAGGCAAGAAAGGCAAGUAAAUGUCGAAAAUCAGCGAACCAUCUUCGACCGUGCAUCCUCCUGACUCGGAGGUGAUGAGCAACGCAAUCCUCAUCUUGGAGGACCAGGGAGGUUCGAGCCGGCCCGCUGUUUCGGAAAAAGAGGUCCCGAAGGAGCAGAGGGCUGCGAGGAAGACGAGGAGGCUGAGCCAGGUGGAGACGCCGGAAGCUCUGAGGAAGGCGACGAGGAAGAGGAAGGCGAUGCCGUCGGGGGUCGGCGGUCCAAACGGUGGGAAGAUGAAGCGGUUGAGUGAGGUGAAGACGCCCGAGGGGUUCAAGAAGGGUGAUAAGAAGAAGAUCAAGAAGACGAAGAUGAAGACGGCGACGGCGGCGCCGCCUGUGAAGAGGAAGAGCUUGAAGAGAGCGAGUUCUUCAAAGCCAGCGAAGAAGGGUGGGAAAUAAUUCGUGGGAGAAGUCGGUGGCUCCUGUCCUGCGUUCUUUCUGUCGAUCACGAGCUCUCGUGAUGUAGCUGCUGCAAUCUUGUUCAUCAAGCUGCUCUGAUUUUCUGGUUAAUCUUCUGGUUCAUGUAGCUUUAACCCUCUGUUUCGCUUCAAUUUGGGAGGACUUGAAAAAGUAAUUUUUGGUUUA
Molecule: messenger RNA, 702 nt
Organism: Syzygium oleosum
Lineage: Eukaryota; Viridiplantae; Streptophyta; Magnoliopsida; Myrtales; Myrtaceae
Product: histone H1-II-like
Exons: 2
Coding region: 97-516 (139 amino acids)
Source: RefSeq, a predicted model, not a curated record